GCGGGCGGCGCGGGCACGGGCGCGGGCGGCGCGGCGGGGAGGCGGCCAGCGCAGUCCAGCGAAGUUUGGCGGAACAUGGCGGAAGCGCCCGGGGCACGCAGGAGCGCGGCGCGGCGGCGGCCGGAGCCGGAGGAGCUGUAGCAGCCUUAGUCGCCGCCGCCGCGGGGCGAGGUCGCCGCCAUGGCCCGCUGGAUCCCGACCAAGAGGCAGAAGUACGGGGUUGCGAUCUAUAACUACAAUGCUUCUCAAGAUGUGGAGCUCUCCUUGCAGAUUGGCGACACAGUUCACAUCCUGGAGAUGUACGAGGGUUGGUACAGAGGAUAUACCCUCCAAAAUAAAUCUAAAAAGGGCAUUUUCCCUGAAACGUAUAUCCAUUUGAAAGAGGCAACUGUGGAAGACCUGGGGCAGCAUGAAACCGUGAUUCCUGGUGAGCUCCCCCUGGUGCAGGAGCUCACGUCCACUCUGCGAGAAUGGGCUGUCAUCUGGCGAAAGCUCUACGUGAACAACAAGCUCACCCUCUUCCGCCAGCUGCAGCAGAUGACGUACAGCCUGAUUGAGUGGCGGUCCCAGAUCCUGUCUGGUACGCUCCCCAAGGACGAACUGGCAGAGCUCAAGAAGAAAGUCACAGCCAAAAUUGAUCAUGGGAACAGAAUGCUGGGGUUAGAUCUGGUGGUGCGAGAUGACAACGGGAACAUCCUAGACCCUGACGAAACCAGCACCGUUGCCCUCUUCAAGGCCCACGAGGUGGCCUCCAAAAGGAUUGAGGAGAAGAUCCAAGAAGAGAAGUCAAUCCUGCAGAACCUCGACUCGCGGGGCCAGUCCAUCUUCAGUACCAUCCACACCUAUGGCCUCUAUGUGAACUUCAAGAACUUUGUCUGCAACAUCGGGGAAGAUGCAGAGUUGUUUAUGGCCCUCUAUGACCCAGACCAGUCCACUUUCAUCAGUGAGAACUAUCUAAUUCGUUGGGGCAGUAACGGGAUGCCUAAGGAAAUAGAGAAGCUCAAUAACCUCCAAGCAGUGUUUACUGACCUCAGCAGCAUGGACCUCAUCCGGCCCCGUGUCAGCCUCGUGUGCCAGAUUGUCCGCGUGGGCCACAUGGAGCUGAAGGAAGGCAAGAAGCACACCUGUGGACUCCGAAGACCUUUUGGAGUGGCAGUGAUGGAUAUUACUGAUAUCAUACAUGGGAAGGUAGAUGAUGAAGAAAAGCAGCAUUUUAUUCCCUUUCAGCAAAUUGCGAUGGAAACCUACAUCCGCCAGAGGCAGCUCAUCAUGUCACCUUUGAUAACAUCACAUGUGACUGGGGAGAAUGAGCCACUCACUUCAGUCUUGAAUAAAGUGAUUGCAGCAAAGGAAGUGAAUCACAAAGGGCAAGGACUUUGGGUAUCCUUGAAGCUCUUGCCAGGUGACCUCACACAGGUUCAGAAGAAUUUUUCACACUUGGUUGAUAGAUCAACAGCAAUAGCCCGGAAGAUGGGCUUUCCUGAAAUCAUACUGCCAGGAGAUGUUCGGAAUGACAUUUAUGUCACCCUGAUCCAUGGCGAGUUUGACAAAGGGAAGAAGAAGACGCCAAAGAAUGUGGAGGUGACGAUGUCUGUGCACGAUGAGGAAGGCAAGCUCUUGGAGAAAGCAAUUCACCCCGGUGCUGGAUAUGAAGGCAUUUCAGAAUACAAAUCAGUAGUCUAUUACCAAGUCAAGCAGCCCUGUUGGUAUGAGACUGUCAAGGUAUCCAUUGCUAUAGAAGAGGUCACACGCUGCCAUAUAAGAUUUACCUUCCGACACAGGUCAUCUCAGGAAUCCAGAGAUAAAUCGGAGCGAGCAUUUGGGGUGGCCUUCGUGAAGCUGAUGAACCCGGAUGGCACCACUCUGCAGGAUGGGAGGCACGAUCUGGUGGUUUAUAAGGGUGACAACAAAAAAAUGGAAGAUGCUAAAUUCUACCUGACCCUGCCUGGGACCAAGAUGGAGAUGGAAGAAAAAGAACUUCAAGCAUCCAAAAACCUGGUCACCUUCACCCCAAGCAAGGAUAGCACUAAAGACAGCUUUCAGAUUGCCACCCUCAUCUGCUCCACAAAGCUCACCCAGAACGUUGACCUGUUAGGUUUGUUAAAUUGGCGUUCCAACUCCCAGAACAUUAAACACAACCUAAAGAAGUUAAUGGAAGUGGAUGGAGGAGAGAUUGUUAAGUUUUUGCAAGAUACACUAGAUGCACUUUUUAACAUAAUGAUGGAAAUGUCAGACAGUGAAACCUAUGACUUCCUUGUGUUUGAUGCACUGGUAUUUAUUAUUUCACUGAUAGGAGACAUCAAGUUCCAGCAUUUUAAUCCUGUACUUGAAACUUACAUUUACAAGCACUUCAGUGCCACUUUGGCAUACGUGAAACUCUCCAAGGUACUGAACUUCUAUGUGGCUAAUGCGGAUGACUCCAGCAAGACUGAAUUGCUUUUUGCUGCAUUGAAAGCCUUGAAGUACUUGUUUAGAUUCAUCAUCCAAUCUCGAGUGCUCUACUUGAGAUUUUAUGGCCAGAGCAAAGAUGGAGAUGAGUUUAAUGAUUCAAUCCGCCAGUUAUUUCUUGCUUUCAAUAUGCUGAUGGACAGGCCUCUGGAGGAAGCCGUCAAGAUCAAGGGGGCAGCUUUGAAGUACCUUCCUAGCAUAAUUAAUGACGUCAAACUUGUAUUUGAUCCUGUUGAGCUCAGUGUGCUCUUCUGCAAAUUCAUUCAAAGCAUUCCUGACAACCAGCUGGUUCGGCAGAAACUUAACUGCAUGACCAAGAUAGUAGAGAGUGCUCUUUUUCGACAGUCAGAGUGCAGAGAAGUGCUGCUGCCGCUGCUGACAGACCAGCUCAGUGGCCAGUUAGAUGACAACUCCAGCAAGCCUGACCACGAGGCAAGCUCGCAGCUUCUGAGCAACAUCCUGGAGGUGCUGGACAGGAAGGAUGUGGGCGCUACUGCAAUGCACAUUCAGCUUAUAAUGGAACGGCUGCUGAGAAGGAUCAACCGGACAGUGAUUGGGAUGAGCCGGCAGUCUCCCCACAUCGGGAGUUUUGUGGCUUGCAUGAUUGCCAUCCUGCAGCAAAUGGACGACAGCCACUAUAGCCACUACAUCAGCACUUUCAAAACCAGACAAGACAUCACUGACUUCCUCAUGGAAACUUUUAUCAUGUUCAAGGACCUGAUUGGAAAAAAUGUCUAUGCCAAAGAUUGGAUGGUGAUGAAUAUGACUCAGAACAGGGUUUUUCUCCGUGCUAUAAAUCAGUUUGCUGAAGUUCUCACAAGAUUCUUCAUGGAUCAGGCAAGCUUUGAACUUCAGCUCUGGAACAAUUACUUCCAUUUGGCAGUAGCAUUUCUCACCCAUGAGUUCCUUCAGCUUGAAACCUUCUCACAAGCCAAGCGCAACAAAAUUGUUAAAAAAUAUGGGGACAUGAGAAAGGAAAUCGGCUUUAGAAUCCGGGACAUGUGGUAUAACCUGGGUCCCCAUAAAAUCAAAUUCAUCCCAUCCAUGGUGGGUCCCAUUCUGGAGGUCACUCUGACCCCCGAAGUAGAGCUCCGGAAAGCCACAAUCCCCAUUUUCUUUGAUAUGAUGCAGUGUGAGUUCAAUUUCAGUGGAAAUGGCAAUUUCCAUAUGUUUGAGAACGAGCUGAUCACAAAGCUGGACCAGGAGGUAGAAGGAGGCAGAGGAGACGAACAAUACAAGGUUCUUCUGGAAAAACUGCUCCUAGAACAUUGCCGGAAACACAAAUACCUCUCCAGCUCUGGGGAGGUCUUUGCCCUCCUGGUCAGCAGCCUCUUAGAGAACCUGCUGGACUACAGAACCAUCAUCAUGCACGAUGAGAGCAAGGAGAACCGUAUGAGCUGCACUGUGAAUGUGCUGAACUUUUAUAAAGAAAAGAAGAGAGAGGACAUAUACAUAAGAUAUCUGUACAAGCUUCGAGAUUUGCACCGAGACUGUGAGAACUACACAGAAGCUGCCUACACCCUUCUCUUGCACGCUGAGCUUCUGCAGUGGUCUGACAAGCCCUGUGUGCCUCAUUUACUUCAGAGGGACAGUUACUAUGUUUAUACCCAGCAAGAGCUUAAAGAGAAGCUGUAUCAAGAAAUCAUAUCGUAUUUUGACAAAGGCAAAAUGUGGGAGAAAGCCAUCAAACUGAGCAAAGAGUUGGCCGAGACUUACGAAAGCAAAGUAUUUGACUACGAGGGCCUUGGCAACCUCCUGAAAAAAAGGGCCUCGUUUUAUGAGAACAUCAUUAAGGCAAUGAGGCCUCAGCCUGAGUACUUUGCUGUUGGAUACUAUGGACAGGGCUUCCCUUCUUUCCUGCGGAAUAAAAUCUUCAUCUACCGGGGAAAGGAGUAUGAGAGGCGAGAGGACUUCAGCCUGAGGUUGCUAACCCAGUUCCCCAAUGCGGAGAAGAUGACCAGCACCACGCCUCCUGGGGAAGACAUCAAGUCCUCCCCCAAGCAGUACAUGCAGUGCUUCACCGUAAAGCCAGUGAUGAGCUUGCCGCCCAGCUACAAGGAUAAACCGGUUCCGGAGCAGAUCCUAAACUACUACAGAGCCAAUGAAGUGCAGCAGUUCAGAUACUCCCGGCCGUUCCGGAAAGGAGAAAAGGAUCCAGACAACGAAUUUGCUACGAUGUGGAUUGAACGGACCACGUAUACGACUGCAUAUACCUUUCCUGGGAUUCUCAAGUGGUUUGAAGUCAAACAGAUUUCAACAGAGGAGAUCAGUCCUCUGGAGAAUGCCAUCGAAACCAUGGAGCUGACCAAUGAGAGGAUCAGCAACUGUGUUCAACAGCACGCCUGGGACCGGUCCCUUUCUGUGCACCCCCUCUCCAUGCUGCUCAGUGGCAUCGUGGACCCGGCUGUCAUGGGGGGCUUCUCCAACUAUGAAAAGGCUUUCUUUACAGAAAAGUACUUGCAGGAGCAUCCUGAAGACCAGGAGAAGGUUGAGCUGCUAAAGCGACUAAUAGCAUUACAGUGUGGAGUCAUAUGUUUUCAGCCACCCAACUUGAGGGAGAGGAAGCAAAGCCGCACGGGGUCUAUUGUGCUGCCCUACAUCAUGUCUUCCACUCUGCGGAGGCUGUCCAUCACCUCAGUCACGUCCUCUGUGGUUUCCACCUCUUCAAACUCAUCUGACAAUGCUCCUUCCAGACCCGGAUCUGAUGGCUCGAUCCUGGAGCCACUUUUGGAGCGCAGGGCCUCGUCAGGUGCCAGAGUUGAAGAUUUGUCCCUCAGAGAGGAGAACAGCGAGAACCGGAUCAGCAAGUUUAAGAGAAAAGACUGGAGUCUGAGCAAGUCCCAGGUCAUUGCAGAGAAAGCACCAGAACCUGAUUUGAUGAGCCCAACCAGAAAAGCACAAAGGCCAAAGAGUCUCCAGCUGAUGGAUAAUCGGCUGUCACCAUUUCACGGUUCUUCACCUCCUCAGUCAACGCCCUUGAGCCCACCUCCACUCACUCCCAAAGCCACCAGGACCCUAAGCUCCCCAUCAUUGCAAACAGAUGGAAUCGCGGCCACUCCUGUCCCACCUCCACCUCCCCCCAAAAGCAAGCCCUAUGAGGGCAGCCAGAGGAACUCCACUGAGCUCGCUCCCCCACUGCCUGCACGAAGAGAAGCCAAAGCACCACCCCCUCCACCUCCAAAGGCUCGGAAGUCUGGCAUCCCUACUUCCGAGCCUGGAUCCCAGUAAGGAUCUUGCCCUCUCUGCAACACCGAGUGCCUUAGACAGCUGCUGCCUGAGAACUGGCCUCCAGCCGAUGUCCUCAUUCCACGGGGCUCCCUGCUGGCUGCGUUUCCUGAUCUGGGAUGAUGUUUACCAGCUCAAAACCGGUUAUGUUCUUCCAAAAGCUUCUCUUUGAUAGAAGUUUGAGGCCAUGCCACCUCCCUUCCAGUCCACAUGAAAUUCCAGAAUCAGUCACAGCCUCUGAAUUUCUCAAAGAAGAGAUCGCAUUCAGCAUUGUUAAAUGUCAGCCUGUACCGCAGAGACAUGGUGGUCUGCUCAAGCCUGGACAAGUUCUUCCACAUUGAUGGUGGAAUCUCCUCGGAAGGAUUUGUUGCUUUAUGAAAAGCUGUGCUGGAGACUUAGGUACUUUUCUCACGUGGACACACCCAUCCCAUCCCAUAUCGUAUCUUGGAAGAGAUGGAUAUCAAAUACACUUUGGUAGCUGAAAUAAUCUUAUCUUUCUGAUGUCUAUCGUGUCUCCUUUGAGGAAAAGAACACACAUUUUUAAUGGAGAUUGGCUGCUUUCAGGUAUGUGUGGCUGUCAUUGAAAGAGCAUGGACUCAAACGUGAGCUCUGAGUUCUUGUGUCCACCCAACUCCCAUCUUCUUGUGGCAUAGGAAAGCUGCCGUCUCCCUGUCUCACCACACUCUUGACUAAUGACCCUCAUGGCACCGCAGUCAUUCCUUCCCUACGGACUUCUUUGAAGCUCUUCCUUUUGCACAUACGGUUUUUUUUUUUUUUUUUUUUUUUUUUGUCCUGUUACCUCCUCUGAGCGCAAAUCACUGGCUACAAGGGACUUACCAGUCUGGAUUCAGCAGCUUCUUUUCCAGAACCCAUUUGGAUGACUCAGCAGCCCCAUCUGCUACCUGAUUUUACCCUGGAGAACACAGUGCAAUAUUUCUCUUUGAUUAUUUAUUCCUCUUGAUUGUGGAAUUAAUUUGAUUGCUUGCUAAUGGUACUAAUAGUACUCCUUUCAGAAGAAAAAAAUGGAGUGAUUUAGGUGACCAAAUAUUACAUACAUAAAUAGCCACAUGAAGUUUUAGACGUUUGGAGCUGGAAGCCUCAAAGAUCAACCAACCAGCCUCCUUAUUUAGUAAAUGAGGAAAUUGAGGCUACACAUAGAAAAUUGUACUACAGAUUCUUACUGAUAACCCAGCUUGCUAAAUUAGGCUAUACCCAGGUAACUUCUAGAAGACAACUCUGACAAACUCUUUAAUAUUUACCCCCUGUUGGAACAAUAUUUGAAAUGUCCCAGGUAUUUCUAUGCUACUUAGAUAUUUGUGGCAAAGCAGAAAGCUUUUUGACUGUGAAUGCAAAGGUCAACACUGGAGGAAACUUGCUAGCAGUCUCUCCCACAACGUUGCCCAGAGUCCUUUCCACUAAGGAGGAGAAGAGAACAGAGAAAGAGAUUUCCAUUUCCGCUGCCAGAGCUGGCAUUUGCCCGCCUAUCGUCUGUGUUUCCUGUUUCACCGCCACCCUUUUAGGAGAGAACUACCAGUUCAUCAUGAGGGUCAAGGAAGCAAAAAGCUCUCAGAGAUGUCCAAGGCAUUACUUAAGAAAUGUGUAUUGCAGAUUCUAGAAGGGGUGUGGAAAAGGUUAUCCUUUACCCCCACCCAGUAGAACCUGCAGUGUGCUCGCAUGGAAAAAUCAUGGGCUUUGGAAUUAAACCUAUUUGGUGGAAUUAAACCCAUUUGGUUUCAAAUCCCAGUUAUGACAUCUAUUAACUUUGCAAACUCACACAAAUUAUUUGAAAUUAUCUGAGUUUUCAUUUUCUCACCUUCCAGAACGGGGAUAAUGCCUCCUGCAUGGGUUGUUGUGAGGUUUCAAUGAGAUGAAAUAUGGGAAGGAAGAGGUACUCACCUGAUGGUCCUUGCUUUUCUCUGCUAGGCCUGAGUAGGAACUGGAACUCUCUUAAGAGCAUUACUGAUACUUUUUUUUUUCUUCCAAAGUAGUUUGGAAUGCGAGUGCAAGUUAGUUCUGCACAUGUAGCCCUUCUCCAAAUGGUGGUUUCCUUUGAAGCCUUUUACAUGAAUAUUUUUGACUAGAGACAAACUUAGUAAGAACUCAAGAGGAUUUUAAAUGGAAAGAACUCAAGCUGUAGAGAAAGGAGGAGGCAACAGAAAGAUAUGUAGGGCUUACCUAGAGCCUGGCAUGACUUCUGAGAAGUCACCCAGCAGACCGGCUAGAGGGGAUUUGUGUGCCACACUCUACUUUCUGGGCUGCCAUUAAAAUAGAAAGAUAUAAACUGGAUCACCAAAAAAACCAAACCUCAAGGCUAUCCUUCCAGAGCAGUAGAAAUGAGUCCCACAGCCUCGUCUUUGAGCAGAGGCUGGGAAGAUAGGAUACAUCACUGUCUGGAUACCUUCUCUUUUUAAUAGAACAUAUUCCAUAUGAUUUCCUUUCCACCUUAAUGGAAAUAAUAGCUCUCUCCUGCCUGAACAAAAGGGAUUCCAGGUAGUAUUGUGGCUAAGAGAUUACAGCGGACGAUGGAAGGUUCAUUUUUUAGGGAAGCUGUUGGGUAGGAAGAGUCACAUUUGACAAAAUUCAUAAGUAAUGUUGAUGUCUGUCCUGAAGUCAAAGAGGAUGACUGUAAAGAAACACCUCAUGAUUACAUUAAAUAUAAGAGAUAAGGAGCAAGGAGGAAAAAAGAGAAAGAAUUGGUCUUUAUUUUUCUUGCUAAGAACUCUGGAGUAUUGAAAGGCAUUGAAAUUAGCCCUAAAAUUGUCACAACUUUUGUGAACACUGCUUUAUGGUUGGAGGUGUUUUAAAAUCUUUAUUUCCUCUCUCUCUCUGUUCUAGUGACUUGACUUGCUCUAAGAUUUUUUUUUUUUUUUUAAAGAAUUGUUGUAUUCAACAUAUAUCAAGUUCUUAUGGAAUGCCAGUCAUGGUACUAGUCCCUUGGGAUGUAGCGGUUGAGUGUGUUCAAUGGAAACAGCCCCAGUAUACAAAGACAGUUCACUGUGGUGUGCUGUAGCACUGGAAAGGGAGUGGUACUAGAUGAAAAUGAAACCCUAAAUAAGACUGCUGGGCCAUGGGUUGCUUCCUCCUCUUCCACCUUAAACCUCUGAUUCCAGAAUUGCAGUCAUUUUCUCCUGCCAGGGAAACCCAUUAAAAACUGCAGCCACACUGCAAAUUCAUAAUGUAAAACAAGAUGUAAAGCAGGUUUUGGGAAAGCAAUCUACCUUUAUUUACUCUUUCCAAGCUGGAAGAGUCCUUCUCCUCUAGUUGCCCCUAGGUCACUGGCUAAUUUCUUAUUUUAAAAUUUAGAUGGAACUCAUAUACAGUUAAGUGCACAAAUCUUAGCCAUGCAGAUGGGUAAUUUUCACAUAGCGAUCUGCCCAUGUCCCUGCCUCUAAGAUACAGACACACACUGUUUUCAGCACCCUACAAGGUUCCCACAUGCCCAUGGCGCCAUUUUGCGAAAGGUAUUUAGAAGGCCUUUCAAAUUUGUGGCUUCCUUUCUCAUACUUCUCAGGUAUAAUAAAAAGGGGAGAAAAACCCUACCCACAAAACAAGGCUAUAAAGAUCGUGUACUUUUUAAAGAGUCAAUUUGUAGUCAGUUCCUGGGCCUCUCUCUCUCUCUUUUUUUUUUUUUUUUAAUUUUGAAGCUACCAGAGGUUUAGAAUUCCUUCAGCCUUAGCUGGUUUUAUUCUCGGUAAACAAAAAGAGGGGGAGGAUUUGAAGGAAACUUAAUUUUCUGUACAAAGGCUUUGAGGUCCAUGGACUAUACUUGUCCCAUUUAUCAUCCCAAGUGGUGCUUUGACCCUGCCAUACCCUGGCUGUUAAGAUAAAAAGGUUUGUGGACAUUAAAAUUAUGAAUAUGCCAGUAAUAAUCCAGCACACAUUGAAAUAUUGACACAGAUUACCAUAAUUUGUGCAACAUCUUAUAAACAAUGUCAAUUUCCAUAGUAGUCUCAGGUUUCACCAGCCUGGCCCACUGUAUCUAGACUUUAGGUUCAUUUUAAUAAUUAUGCUUUCCUUCUCUGUAUCAUUUGGGAAGUUGAUAAAUAUCACUUUCUUAGAUACCUUCAUUCAAUGAUAUGUCUGGCUUUUACAAUUAAAUUGGAAAAGGUAAGUUUCUGUUUGGGUGGGUUGAGAGUUGGACUAUCAAUUCUAAUCUACAAAAGGAAAUUCAUGAUUUCACUCUGACACCUAGGAUCUAGCCAAGGUUAGUCUGCAGUAUCAGAUGGUCAAACUCAUCUACUAUUAGCCGUAUUUUGUGAGUUGUUCAUCUAAACUUUGUCAAAAUGCCUUUGCCAUGAUUUUGUAGCUAUCUGGGUUUCAAACACGGACAGUUAGGAAGAUGUGCAUUGAAGUAGGAAAAUUUUGUUCAGAUUUGCUGUUAUUUAUUUUUUAAAUUAAAAAUGGAAAUGUAUUUUAAAGCUUA
This is a messenger RNA of Cercocebus atys (sooty mangabey), 10096 nucleotides long. RefSeq names its product dedicator of cytokinesis 5 (gene DOCK5). Gene Ontology annotation, biological process: small GTPase-mediated signal transduction; cell migration. The transcript has 51 exons. Bases 181 to 5676 code for a protein of 1831 amino acids. Gene Ontology annotation, cellular component: plasma membrane; cytoplasm. The record is from RefSeq and is a predicted model, not a curated record. NCBI's taxonomy places the organism in Eukaryota, Metazoa, Chordata, Mammalia, Primates, Cercopithecidae. Gene Ontology annotation, molecular function: small GTPase binding; guanyl-nucleotide exchange factor activity.